This is a messenger RNA of Ictalurus furcatus (blue catfish), 2397 nucleotides long. It is a transcript of the gene gtpbp2b, whose product is annotated as GTP binding protein 2b. The record is from RefSeq and is a predicted model, not a curated record. Gene Ontology annotation, biological process: translational elongation. The coding region runs from base 172 to 1962 and encodes 596 amino acids. NCBI's taxonomy places the organism in Eukaryota, Metazoa, Chordata, Actinopteri, Siluriformes, Ictaluridae. Gene Ontology annotation, molecular function: GTP binding; GTPase activity; translation elongation factor activity. The transcript has 12 exons.
CCGCAUUGAGAGUGUGUAUCUCUCUCGGUCCUCUGUCCUAAAUCUUACAGCUCUCUUAGACCGAAAUAUAGUUUCAUUUCCACGCAUUGUUCAGGAAUAACAGAGAAGGAGGAGGAGGAAAUAACCGAGUCCCGGUUUGUGGACAUACAGGUCUCUGAACGCUGCGGUAACAUGGAUGCGAAAGCGCACGCGCCUGGGCCCGGAUCCGUUACAGAAAACGCACACAAGCGCAAAUCCCGCAGCAGAAGAGGCAGGAGGAGGAGGGGGAAGAGACGGAGGGGCAAAAAAGCCAACGAGCCGCCGCCGUUUCUGCCCCCUGAGGCCGAGGAGGGAAAUAUUGAGUACAAGCUGAAGCUGGUGAACCCAACGCAGUACCGUUUUGAGCACUUGGCCACGCAGCUGAAGUGGCGGCUGCAGGAGGGCCGAGGGGAGGCCGUCUACCAGAUUGGCGUCGAGGACAACGGCCUGCUGGUGGGUCUCACCGAUAACGACAUGAAGGCCUCCAUAAAUACCCUGCGCCGGAUGGCUGAGAAGGUCGGCGCUGAUAUAACACUCCUGAGAGAGCGGGAAGUGGAUUAUGAGUCGGACAAACCCCGGAAAAUCGCAGAGGUCCUUGUGAGGAAAGUUCCGGAUAACCAGCAGUUUCUGGACCUGCGUGUCGCCGUGCUGGGGAACGUCGACUCGGGGAAGUCCACUCUCCUGGGCGUCCUGACGCAGGGCGAGCUGGAUAAUGGACGAGGCCGAGCUCGUCUCAACCUGUUCCGGCACCUGCACGAAAUCCAGACAGGCCGCACGUCCAGCAUCAGCUUCGAGAUCCUCGGUUUUAACAGCAAAGGAGAGGUGGUGAAUUACAGCGAGUCACGCACGGCGGAGGAGAUCUGCGAGAGCUCGUCGAAGAUGAUCACCUUCAUCGACCUGGCCGGCCACCACAAAUACUUAAAGACCACCAUCUUCGGCCUGACCAGCUACUGCCCUGAUUUCGCCAUGUUGGUCGUGGGCGCAAACACGGGCAUCGCGGGCACUACGCGGGAGCACCUGGGUCUGGCUCUGGCGCUGAAGGUGCCCGUGUUCGUGGUGGUCAGUAAGGUGGACGUGUGUGUGGGCGGAGCUGUACAGAAGACCGUGCGGCAGUUAGAGAGGCUGCUCAAGCUGCCCGGCUGCAACAAGGUUCCCAUGCUGAUCUCCAACCGUGAUGACGCCGUCACCGCCGCCCAGCGCUUCGCCCAGUCCUCCAGCAUCACGCCGAUCUUCACGCUGUCGAGUGUUUCCGGGGAGAAUCUGGAUCUGCUGAAGGUUUUCUUCAACAUCUUGCCCCCGCUCAGCAACAGCAAAGAGCAGGAGGAGCUCAUGCAGCAGCUCACCGAGUUCCAGGUUGAUGAGAUCUACAGUGUGCCUGAUGUAGGAACAGUCGUCGGAGGAACACUCUACAGCGGUGUGUGUCGCGAGGGAGACCGCUUGGUAGUGGGGCCUACAGACGAGGGGAAGUUCUUGCGGUUGAAGGUGUGCAGCAUGCAGAGGAACCGUUCGGCCUGCAGGGUUCUCCGAGCCGGGCAGGCGGCCACGCUGGCGCUCGGCAACUUCGACCGCUCGCUACUGCGCAAGGGCAUGGUGAUGGUGAGUCCGAAGAUGAACCCCACCAUCUGCUGGCAGUUUGAGGCGGCCAUCGUGCUGCUGUUCCACGCCAAGACGUUCCGCGGUGGCUUCCAGGUCACAGUCCAUGUCGGGAACGUUCGGCAGACGGCCACGGUGGAGUGUUUACUCGGCAAGGAGGAGCUGCGCACCGGCGAGAGGGCUGUAGUAUGCUUCCGCUUCCUGAAGCACCCCGAAUACCUUCACAUCGGAGCAAAGCUGCUGUUCCGAGAGGGCGUGACCAAGGGUAUCGGUCAUGUGACCCACUUGGUGCCGUCUGGUCAGAACAGCGCACAUGACCAGAACCACAAACCACACCAGAACCACAACUAGAGCGUGAGAGAGAACGUGAGAGAGAGAGCACUAUGUGGGGAGGCGUCUCGAUAUAAACAUUUACAUGACACCUAUUUAAACAGCGUCUACUCUGAUGUCAGCCAAUAGGAGGAGGCUUGGGGCGGGGAUUACAAACACGCUUACGACAAACCAAACCCACAAUUUUCUAACGCUAAAACUUCCUAGUGAACUCACGCCCCGGCUUACUCGCUCCCAAUUGGCCGACAGGCGCCUGUUUGCGAUUUUCUUAUAUCGGAACGUCUCUAAUGCGGACGUGGCGAAAUAUUUCAGUCUAAUCGUAUGCUAAUCUAAAGGGAUACUAUGUAAAACAACAACAACAACAACAACAAAAAAAAAACGCUGAAAUGUAACCGUGACGACGAGCUUAAAUUACGGUUUUGGCUGUAGGUGCGCAUUUAGUCUUGGCUCCUGCCG